AGGCAUUGCUAUCUCAAGGAGUGAUGGAAGUGUAACAGUGAUGCAAGCGCCGUGAACACGACCUUUGCAUUUGAGCCGCUUUGCCCGAUGACCACCGGAACAAUUGGUCUUGCAUGGGCUGUCCAACAUAUCCUCACUUUGCCAGUUGCUCUGAAGGACAAAGUCGGACAGAGGUCUCAACAGUCUCCGAUGUGCAAGGGCUAGCUUCUGUGAUUGGCUGCGCCAUGACAGCUGGCUACAUCGACCAAGAUCCAUGGAGUGACUGGAAACCGGUGGAACAGACAGCAUUGGACUUCCUGAAAGAGGCGCAGGAAGCGGACGAGGAGCAGGAGUCGGAAGAGGAGGAGGAGGAGGACGAAUGGAAUCCCGUAGUGCAAGGUGCAGAGGACCCAGUCGAGGGUGCCGAGCAUGAGGAGGAGGAGGACGAGGACUCAGAUGACGACUGGGCGCCUGAGAUUCAGGGGGCAGCCAACGUUGAGAAGUCGGAGGAGGAAGCAUUGAAGGUUCUUCUGCAGCCAAGCUUUGUGAAGGAAGAGCCUGAGUCCUUGCAGACAAAGAAGGAAGCAGACGCAGCUGGCCGGAUGCUGCACGAGAUGCGCAGGCCUCCCACUUGGGAGGAGGUAAAGGCCGAGAUCCCCAGAGGUCCGGAUGUGGAUCCGGAUUUGCUGGAGGCGCCCUCCUACCGCGAGAUGACACAACAGGAGGCCAUCGAAUUGGUGCGCAGAGGUGCCACUGUGAACUACCACGGGCAGCAUGGGACGACGCCCCUUCACAAGGCCGCGGAGAAGGCAUUCCCCGUGCUCAUCAAGGCUCUGUGCGAAGCGCGGGCAGACCCUGACAGCCGAGAUCACAUGGGUGAGACGCCGCUGCACAUCUUGGCGAAAUCUGGCAGCUGGGACGAGUCCAUCCCAAAGUCUCGGCGCUGCGAAGCCAUUCAGAUGCUCCUUUGCAACGGGGCAGAUGUGCAUGCCGUGAACCCCCGGGGACGCGGUGUUCUUCACUUGGCCGUGACGGAGCACGACCUGCCGGCCAUCGAAACCUUCAUUGAAGGCAUGGCGGACGUCAAUGCCCAGGAUCUGGCGGGCUUUACUCCUUUGAUGUGGGCGGCUGGAAGAGACAGUGCGGAUGGCGUCAAGAUGCUGUUGGACUGUGAGGCCGACAUGAACGCGAGGGCUGCACGUGGCCAAACCGCGAUGACAUUUGCCUUGACCAACGGGUGCAAUGCCAUCGUUGAUAUCCUCGACAAGCACCAAGCCAUUUUGGAUGCCGAGGAGGCCAAGCGAAUCAAGGAGAGGGGUGAAGGCCGUGACGAGGAUCCAGAGGAUGACUGGACAGAGACCCUGCAGCUGCCGAAGCCUGAGUGGGCCUGCAAGCACGAGAAGCCCGAGCGUCUUGAGCCCUACGCUGGGCGCAGAAUAUGUGCAGAAGCAAAACCUGACAGGCAUUCCAACGUCUAUGUUGGGAACCUGCCUGACCGGCGCUGACAAGACCUUGCUUCGGGCUGAAAAUGCCCUGGUGCAAGCCGCAAGCCAAAGUAAAA
Effrenium voratum is the source of this 1540-nucleotide messenger RNA. NCBI's taxonomy places the organism in Eukaryota, Dinophyceae, Suessiales, Symbiodiniaceae. The record is from the annotation of a GenBank genome assembly.